Molecule: messenger RNA, 746 nt
Organism: Hydra vulgaris (swiftwater hydra)
Lineage: Eukaryota; Metazoa; Cnidaria; Hydrozoa; Anthoathecata; Hydridae
Product: large ribosomal subunit protein uL11
Biological process (GO): translation
Cellular component (GO): mitochondrial large ribosomal subunit; ribosome
Molecular function (GO): structural constituent of ribosome; large ribosomal subunit rRNA binding
Source: RefSeq, a predicted model, not a curated record
UUCAAAUAAAAUUUUAUUUUAAGAAUUUAUUUAAAUUGUCAUUCAUACAAUCUCUAAUAAAUAUUCUCUAAAAUCAAUGUCUGCCAAAAAAGUAGCUGCCAAAAGUGCGGCAGUUAAACAGACAGCCGGAAUUUUUAAGAUGUACAUCACUGCAGGAAAAGCAGCACCCUCGCCUCCUCUUGGUCCAGCAUUAGGUCAGCGAGGCAUAAACAUCAUGCAGUUUAUUAAAGAGUUUAACGAAAAAACAAAGAAUGUGAAAGUUGGUAUUCCUAUUCCCACUGUCAUAAAUUUUAAGGAUGGUAAAUUUGAUAUCUUUGUUAAAAAUCCUCCCGCUACUUAUUUUUUAAAAGCAGCAGCUGGAAUAGAGAAAGGAGCACAAAAACCAGGUCAUGAAAUAGUUGGUAGCGUUUCUCUCAGGCAAAUAUAUGAAAUAGCAAAAGUUAAAGGACAAGACCCAGGCUUUAAAAAUACGCCUUUAAUUGGUAUUUGCAAAACAAUAAUUCAUUCGGCGCACAGUAUUGGUAUUGCAAUUGUAAACGAUAAGGUAGAGUUAGAAAAACUUGAACAAGCGAGUUAACUCAAAAAUCUGCGUUAUCCGUAAUAUGGUUGUUAACGAUAUAACAUGUAAAUUUACGAUAUGGCGUGUACAUUUAUGAUGCGUGAGCGUGUACUUUCAUGAUGCGUGAGCGUUUACAAGGAGUAAAGGAUUAAUUUUAACGAAACAAUUUUAAAAAUAGUAACUAUUA